Microtus oregoni (creeping vole) is the source of this 1860-nucleotide messenger RNA. RefSeq names its product rho GTPase-activating protein 20-like. Gene Ontology annotation, biological process: signal transduction; regulation of Rho protein signal transduction. Gene Ontology annotation, molecular function: GTPase activator activity. NCBI's taxonomy places the organism in Eukaryota, Metazoa, Chordata, Mammalia, Rodentia, Cricetidae. The record is from RefSeq and is a predicted model, not a curated record. The transcript is spliced from 13 exons. The coding region runs from base 1 to 1860 and encodes 619 amino acids.
AUGGAAACCCUUGAGGAGAAAGCCGUGGGAGAGAAACAUCGAACCUUGCUCUGCCAAGGUCCCGUGGAACUGAGAAGAGGCUGGAGAAGGAAGAAACAACACCUCUCCUUGCUCAGUGAUGUGUUGGUUGUGUCUAACAACCUGCGUAAGAGAAAGUUCAAGACUAAACAUGUCAUCCCCCUGAGUUACCUGUGGAUGGGUGAUUAUGUGGACAUAGUCGGGAGAGACAGCAGCUCUGCUUGCAAGUCCAUUCUCCUGUCCUGGCCCGUGGGAAAUUUUGUGGCCACCUUUCGUUCUAUGGAACAGAAAGAUCGGUGGUAUUCUUUUCUCCAAAGAUCCAUUAAUGACGCCACAAAGGGCUACAGGAAGCAUUUUAAACUCCCGAUAUUCACUGAGGAUAUCCCAAACUGUGUCAGUCCUUUAUAUAUAACAACAACAGACUUGGAGACAGUCAAUGACAUCAUCCAGAAGUUACUCCCUAUGAUAGGAAUGCCUAGUGCUCAAGGUUACCAACUGUGGUUCUGUCGUGGCUAUGAGAAAGCCCCAGGCCUAGUCCAAGAGCAUGAGCAUCCCUAUGACAUUAUAAUGAGGAACAGCCUAAGUACCUUCAAUCGAAGGGAAUCAAGAAAUUUCACAGCUUUUCCUGCCCUGCCUGGGCUGUAUGUGGAACAACCAGAUAUACAGGGACGAUUCAUCCUAAAGCCCAGAGAAGCAGCAAGAAGUCAGGAGCAGAGCAAUACAGAGGAGCCAAGAGCUACGAAAAGACGGCCUUUCAUAUCUCGGUGGUUCCACAGGGGCUCUGUGCAUCACCAGGACCAAUUGUGCACAGCCCUGCCAGUUGCUAAGACAGGAAAACUCUUUGGAAAUGAUCUGACUGCCAUUUGUGAGGAUGGCAAUCUGCCCACAGCAAUUCUGGACAUCCUAUCCUUUAUUAGUGAAAAAGGGCCAAUCACUGAAGGCAUCUUCAGAACAUCAGGUGAUAUAAGGGCAUUCCGAGCCCUAAAAGAAAGACUGGAUUCUGGGACAGAAGUGAACUUAAACAACGAAAGUGUCCCUGUGGUGGCAUCUAUCUUAAAGGAAUUUCUUCAAAAUAUACCAGGCAGUGUGUUGACGUCUGGACUUUAUGAUGAAUGGCUCGGUGUCCCUGACCAAGAGUGUGAAGAGAAGAAAGUAGCUGCAGCACAGAGUCUUUUAGAGCAAAUACCCCAACCAAAUGUCUUUCUUUUGAAAACACUUUUCGGGAUAUUGUACAAAAUUGAGCAAAAAUCUGAACUCAACCAUAUGACAUCAUCAAAUUUAGCUGUUUGCAUCGCUCUGAGUAUUCUAUGCCUGCCUGGUUCCAGCAACUUGGAACUGCCAGAUGUCUCCAAAAAGAUUUCUCUGGUCAGUUUCCUAACUGAGAAUUAUCCAAAAAUAUUUAGAGAAGGCAUUCCAGUUCAUCGUGAGAGUCCAUCGGUUUGCUCUGAUGGGGAGAACACUUACAACGCCCUUAACACUCAAACUGACAAAAUUGUGAUGGAAGAAAGUGAGCGUGAAGAAGACCCCUGCCCCAGUGGCAGCACGUGCCCCACAGGCAAUGAUGUACAGCCCAGAAGUCCAACUGCUCCUCGUCACAAUGAGGAAUUAGAGGUCACUUGCCCAAGAGCCACGCCUCUCCUGAGAGAGACCUUGGUGGCCCAAGGCCUUUACCGGAAGGGCCACCCUAGGGGGCCGCACCCGACGACACCCACAGCGCCUUCGCACAGCUUCACCGAGGAUUACAGGCUGGUCCCGGAGUGCAAAGCACCGGUCUUAUGCGAACUGACAGCGCAGCCAGCCUCACACCCGUGCCCUGCAGUGCAGUCAUCUAAGGGUGCCUAA